ACGGUUCUCCAGUGGCAGAGGCUUCGAGUCCAACUCUCUCAUGAGAAACUCGAGACCUUAGACUGCACGAGCAGUCGAGUUGGCCCGGCGAGAAUCGUCGAUCUUCCGUCCGAGAGGUAGGGAGGGAGGGAGUGAGGGAAGGAUUGAAGAGAGCUCGAAGGAGGCAACUGACUGAGUUCGAUGGCGUUGACUCUGAAAUUUCCCUUGCAGCUGAGAGCAUAUUCAGCAGCCCUGUCGUCGAAGAAGGGCUCACAGUGCAAGCAGUCGUCGGUUCGCACUCCGAUAGUCACAACACCAACGAGCUUCUCAUCGUUGAAUCUCCAAAUCCAUUCACACUUUUUUCAGCCCGUUUUUCGAACCUCUAGAACCUGCCGACUGGUGAUCAAUGCCGAGCAAGCAAGCCACGUGGCUGCAGCUCCUUCAGAGGCCGACAAUUUGAGGACAAAUGUGAUAGCGUCAGAAGAGAAGGCGCCUCAAGAGGUCAGAGGAAGAGAUAACGUGCAGACCUGGGCAUUGAUCUUGCUGGGAGUUUGGAUGGGCUACUACAUGUUGAAGAAAGGAAGAUAUGCUAAAAAACCGGUCACAGGUUGGAGCUAUGUGAAAAAGGUGUUGGAAGAGUGUUUCUCUACAGAUAGGAACUCGCUGACUCCUGAAAUGUUCGACAGUAUCGUUCAAGUGACAUGUAUCCCCGCAAGGGACAUCCUAAUGGCUUACAUCGACGAAGAGCAUGUGACCCCUUUCGACUCCAGAAUGGUGCAAGAUCUCACUCAAUUGAAAAACGCGUCCGGUCUCCCUGAUGAAAUUCUCGUUUCAAUCUUGUGCGAACUCGCUGGUUAUGUAGCAGACAGAGGGGACAUGAAUAGAGAAUACAAUAGUAUCUCAGAGACCCAGAUGGAAUGGGACACAGAAAUGAGAGAUGCAUUUGGCAAUAUUCUGUACCUGGCCAAAAUCUGGUUUCCAGAUGAGGAUCAUUAUACCGAAGUCAGGCAGGCUUGUUGGCUGUCCGAAAGUCUCGCCAAUAUCAUUCGACUAGAUCCUACUCAAGUAAACCAGGAAGUGCCGAUGAAUUACAGGCUCUGAAGGUUCAAUAGCACAGGAUCGAUGUAGCCCACACUGUGGAUGGAGGAUCAUUAGGAAGUGGAGGAAUCUAGGCUGCAGAGAGCAUCUUCAGAAUGUAGGAGCUAUUGUCGGAGCAUGUUAUAUGAGAGUCCAUGUUCACUCGGAAGACACAAUAAACGUCAAACCAUAUCUCUUUUUCUUUGACCAACUGGUUUAUCUUUAGUAUCCUCAUAUUAAUUGUGUCUGACCUCCUGAAGAUCAUAUAUUAUUACGCUUGACAAGAUUCAUUGAGCGAAAUUGAGGUCGUACUAGGAUUUACGAACUAUAACUACUGUAUACUGGAGAUGAAUGAUAGCACAAGAUUCAACUCGAUUUAUGAUCACUUGAAACUAGUUUCAUCUAAAUUUUGUCUCGAACUAAAUUCUACAGCUCGAUCCAGUCCGCCUUAACUAAAGUCCUCUUUAAGCGUACCCGCAGAGGGCGACAAGAUUUUUGUUAUUACUAUAUGUCAAAAUAUGUCGCCUUGAAGCGGGUGGCCAUUUCACAAUUUCUUUGAUUCUGGUUUUGUAUCGAGUUACACGUGACACCAGCCCUCGCCCCACCAGCCCCUUGUGAGCACACCAUGUGGAGCUCAUGUGGAGCCCUCGCAACGUAGCGAGUUAUAUGAGCACACCAGAGCCCAACAUUGGGUACCCAUCCCCAAACCCACCCAUGCCCAUGGGUUUUGGGUGACAUUUAUUUUUCCAUGGGUGGGCGCAAGUAAUGCUAUGGGCAGUGUUUGUCACAUCCAACCAAGAAUUGGUG
This is a messenger RNA of Marchantia polymorpha subsp. ruderalis, 1863 nucleotides long. Lineage: Eukaryota; Viridiplantae; Streptophyta; Marchantiopsida; Marchantiales; Marchantiaceae. The record is from the annotation of a GenBank genome assembly.